Vanrija pseudolonga is the source of this 624-nucleotide messenger RNA. RefSeq names its product RNA-binding protein Y14 (gene Y14). The record is from RefSeq and is a predicted model, not a curated record. Gene Ontology annotation, molecular function: mRNA binding. Gene Ontology annotation, cellular component: exon-exon junction complex; cytoplasm; nucleus. The transcript has 5 exons. Bases 151 to 558 code for a protein of 135 amino acids. Gene Ontology annotation, biological process: RNA splicing. Lineage: Eukaryota; Fungi; Basidiomycota; Tremellomycetes; Trichosporonales; Trichosporonaceae.
CAACAACAAUCAACAAAACAACAAGACUUGCUCUGCCGCACUAGAGCUAGACUACGAGAACAGCACGGAUUGACCAAACCGGCCCAGCAAUACCAAAAGAACUCCUCGGGAUCACCGUGAUCUUCCUUCCCUCGAACAACAAAACAAACAAUGGCCGACGUUGACAUGGGCGGACGGGCCGGCGCGAACGGCAAGGACGACCACGCGUGGGCGGCUCGCUCUGUCGAGGGCUGGAUCAUCAUCGUCACGGGGCUGAACGAGGAGACGACCGAGGAGGACCUGCAGGACCUGUUUGGUGACUUUGGCGAGGUCAGGAACUUGUCAAUGGCGCUCAACAGGCGAACGGGUUAUGUCAUGGGCUACGCUCUCAUCGAGUACGCGAACAAGGAGCAGGCCGAGGCAGCUAUCAAGGAGACGGACGGCACCGAGUUCCUGGAGAAGAAGAUUAGCACCGACUUUGCCUUCGCCAAGGGCCCUGGAGGAGGAGCACGCCGCGCGCCUGGAGGUGGACGCCGGGGCGGUGGCCGUGACCGCUCGUUGUCUCCCAGCCGCCGAUGAGCGAUGAGGGGUAGAUGGGCAUGUUGGCAGGCAGUUAGACGCAGUGUAUGCAUGAUGUACAUGGGG